Rhizophagus irregularis DAOM 181602=DAOM 197198 is the source of this 2501-nucleotide messenger RNA. RefSeq lists its product as uncharacterized. The record is from RefSeq and is a predicted model, not a curated record. Gene Ontology annotation, biological process: cell surface receptor signaling pathway; protein phosphorylation. Gene Ontology annotation, molecular function: protein tyrosine kinase activity; ATP binding; protein binding. NCBI's taxonomy places the organism in Eukaryota, Fungi, Glomeromycota, Glomeromycetes, Glomerales, Glomeraceae.
AAAUAAAAAUGAAAAUGAAAAUAAUGGUUCUUCAACGUCGUCGGCGUCGACAUUACAACAAUCACCAAAUUCAGAUAUACCCACAACUACACCUCCUAUAAUACUAACUACACCUGAUAUUUCUGAAGAGGUUAUUGAAGGACUUGCCGAAGUGCAAGAACCUUCCAACAAAAAUGACAAUAAUUUGUUAAAUACAGACGAUGAUGGUAAAACAUUAAAUCAAACGAGUAACGUAGCGGUAGUGGGGAAAGCUGCCUUAAAGAUAUUUACAACAUCUUUAGCAGCUGCGAAACCAUUCUUACCUUGGAUAGAAUCUGUAACUAUUAUAAUUAAUGAUAUUGUGAAUCAAUAUGAGACCGUAGAGUAUAAUAAGAAAACUUGUUUAGUACUUGUUGAAAGAGUUGAAAUGAUUAAUCUAUCUGUUAAGACUUUGACACGUCGUAGAGAUGAAAAUCUCGAUAAAUUUCAAAACGAAGAUUAUUAUCAUUCAUUUAUUAAAUUAGAAAAAGUAUUAAAACUUGUCAAAGACUUCAUUGGAGAUAUUUCUGAAUUAAAGGGUUAUAGGAAAUUCAUACUUGCAGCAGAUGUUAAAAGUAAAGCGAAUCAAUUAUUAAUUAAAUUAGAAGAUUGUUGUAAUAAUUUACAAUUUACUAUAAUUAUAUCUCAAGAAACGAGAACGAGAGAACAACAAUCUUUAGAUGAUGAUGUUGCUAAUAUGACAAAAUUUUUGAAAUCUAUUGAUGCUGAAGGAAAAGAAACGAGUAGAACUGUAAACAGAAUAUAUGAAGAAGUAGCAGUAUUUUCUCAAUUAAUAACAAACUUGGCAAACUUGGCUGGUGAAAUGAAAGAGAUGAAGCAAAAUAAACAAACAAUAUUUAGUGCACCAACAAUAUCUCCUAGAGAAUUAUAUGAUACAGAGGAAAGUGUUUCUGAUAUUCCGACUAAUAGAAACGAUGUAGUUAAAAAAUUAUUACGUAAUGCUAUUCCAGUUGCUUGUAAAACAUUAAACAUUUUUGAAGAUAGUCCUAAUGAACCAGCAAGAAUAAAGACUGAAUUAUCAAUAUUAAAUAGCAUACAAUCAUCAAAUAAGAUCAUUAAAUUUCACGGUCAAUCUGAGAUUAAUGGUCAUCCUGUACUUGUAUUUGAUUGGGCUGAACAUGGUAAUUUAAAAGGAUUAUACGAAAGAGGACCAUUAUCAUGGGGUGAAAAAUUAAAGAUUGCUCAUGAUAUUGCAAGUGGUCUUGUAUUUUUACAAGCAUGUCAGGUUUACCAUCAUGAUAUCAGAUGCGAGAAUAUUCUUAUUACAGGAGACACUCGAUAUGGAACAUAUGAAGCAAAGAUUGCUAAAUUUCGCCAGAGUAGGGAACAUCAACAAAGAAGUUAUGAAUUACGAACAUAUAGUACCAUAAUUAGAUGGUUAGCUCCAGAAAAAAUGCCCAAAGAUCUAACGCCUAGCGAUGAGAGAUACACUUUCAAAUGUGAAAUCUUUAGUUACGGUAUGUUACUUUGGGAACUUGGUGCUCAAAGGUUUCCAUAUAAAAACAUGGAAAUGAAAGAAAUUAUGUCUCAUGUCAAGAGUAAAAAACGAGAAACUUUUGAAGAUUUUAAUACUACUAGUUUAAGUAAUGGACUUUACCCAUCUGAUAAUAAAGAAUCUAUUGCUAAAGGUUUCACUAGAAUAAUUGAUAGUGCUUGGGCACAUGAACCAAAACAACGACCAACUAUAAAUAAUAUAUAUCAAGAACUUGAUUCUUUAAUGGAACUUAAUUCACGAAAGCGUCUAUCAAGCCAAUCUCUUCAAUCAGUUUCUGAUGAUUCGAAUAAUAUCAUAACUCCUGAGGAGGAUGAAGAUAAUUUGACAACUCUAGAAACUAUUUUAACACUUGAAGAAGGUAUAGCUGCUCAUAGAAAUGGAAUGAAAGAUAUUGCAUGGAAAUGUUUUGAAAUCCAUGCAACACUCGGUGAUCCACUUGCUAUAUAUUGGAAAGCUUAUUAUUAUUUGAAGGGUUAUUACACAACACCAUCCACUCCAAAUACAAAUGAAGCUAUUAAACAUUUUAAACAAGCAGCUGAUGCUAAUGUACCCGAAGCCCAAUAUUAUUUUGCUAAUGCUCUCGAAAAAGCUAAAAAACCAGGGUAUUUGUUUUUAGAAUAUUUCACUAAGGCCGCUGAUAAUGAUAAUGUUUUGGCUCAACGUGAAUUAGGUCGUAUUUACUAUUAUGGUCUUAAUGGGGUUGAAAAAAAUGAAGAAAAAGGUAUACAAUAUUUAAAAUUAGCUGCAUUAAAAAAUAAUCAAAAUGCAAUUAAUGACCUUAAAACGAUAAAUCCUGAAUUACUAGUAGUAUUGUCAGCUGAUGACAAAAAGUCAGUUGAAAUAUAAAAAUUAAUAGUGUUUUAUUUUUAGAUUUAAAUGUAUUUACUUUUAAUAUUUUAUUUUGAUUUUUCUUGGUUUGUAAUAAUAGAUUUUUAGUAAAUAAAAGGCAUUCUGUAGUCAUUUCAAC